AGGGAUACAUCCCACAUCCUGACGUCAGCUGGAUGUGAAAGUUUUUCUCCCCACUCCAGCGUCCAACUGACGCAUUCACUUAUCUGCUCCACACCAGGAAUUUGAGGUCCAGACAGGCCAUCGCGUCCUGCCGUGAUGGCUCCCUCCAGCCCUACCUCUCCUCUCCUCCACCUGCUGCUCUGUGCGCUGAUGGCCGACCUGCGUUUGGCUUACAUCACGCACGGCAACUUCAUCUACUACUCCAGGAGCCAGGACCCCCAGCCGUGCAGCACGUCUUCAGUUUCCGACUGCAGAUGCAAGAACUUCCAGCUGUCCAGCGCCCACAGGCCCCUGUCUCACUCCACUCCCGCUUUCCAGGGGAAACACUUGACUGUGUGGUUCUCGUCUCCCGCCACCGUGAUGCGUCUGCUGAACAACUCGGAGGUGAGGCACCUCACGCUCAUCCACUGCGGGCCUCCCGGGGAGCCCCGGGGGGCAGCCUCGUUCUCUCAGGAGGGUUACUUUGCGGUGCAGCGCUUGGAGAGGCUGACGGUGGUGAACGUGCCCGAGAGGCCGUUUCACCCUUGCACCGACGCAAACUGCGCCAAGAGAACAAACGCUAACCAAGACAGAGACAACAGCUUUGCAUUUGACUCAAACAAGUCCAACAAGGACAGGGACACCAACAUGGACCUCGUUGCUGAGGCGAUGAGAAGCUCUUUGAGAGCGUCCUCGCCUCAGAUCCAGGACAUCUUCCUGGGCCGGGAGCGCGGAGCGGAGCAUCACGAACAGGCCCGACUGGGAAUCAUCCACAGCUCCGUGCUGGACUGGGGAGCCGAGAUCAAAACGUACACGGUGCUCACACACAUAGACAGUGACGGGACGCUGCCUUUCCCUGACCUUCACCUGGCAAAAUUACCAGAGGCGUCAGUCAUCUAUGUCAGCUUUGUGUACUGACAAAAGACUUACUACGAACCACCGGUAGCAUAACACAGGCCUCUAUUUGGACCUACACUUUGAAUAUGGUCCGUGGGUCAAUGAAAUGUGAUAUAAAAAGCUCUGUCUUUUUAGGCUCUCUGCAGGCAUCUGGUGUAUGAUAAUUCAGUACAUCACCAUUCUUAAAGUUUACAUUCAAAUAAGUUCAAACAACAAACCUUUUAGAUUCUAGUUUGUUAUAAAAAAAAGUUACCUGGUUUGGUAGAUACAAGUCCUUUCCACGCCAAGAAAUUUAGAAAAUGACAAAACAUUGUUCUUCUUCUUGUUUUUAAAGGUGAUUAAAUUGUCUUAAUUGACAGUCUAACCCUUUCUGUUUCUGUGGAAAAGGAGCUAUAACUAUUUGUUUUGAAAAUCUUAUGAUAGGACAGGACUCCUCCAUCACAGAGAGGCAUCUUUGGGUCACCAAGUCUCCUGAUUAACCAUCAGAUAAUAUUUAUUUGCAGGAAAAAACCCCAUAAGGAAUCUUGUUCUGUCCUCUUAUCACAAUCGAUGUUUGAACGUAGCUAGAAGCUACAGGAACAUUAACUUGAUCUGUGUGACAAACACCCCACAUGUUUUUGGUGUGAAAUCAAGCGUUAAGAUGUGAAAAGGCACCUCAAGCUCAUUGUUGAGUACAGUGGAGGAUCUGUUAUGCUUCAAUUAUGGUCUGGAGAACAUGAUAUCGCAAACUCUUUCAAAUACCAGGAUAUGUGAAGAAAAAAAAUCCCUACUUAAUUGUGAAUUACAAGCCAGAUCAAGUUUUUUUUAUGGCCACCUAACUACACAAAGAAAACAGGCUGGGUGAGCUGAAGAGAACUGGCACAGGAUGAACUCAGACACAAACAGAAAUAAGAACCUGACAGUCUAUUUUUACUUGGGUGAGGUUUUUCAACUGUAACCAAAGAUAAACACGUUUUAAGGGUUGUCACACAUUUGUACAAGGGUGCCAACAAUUGGAUCACAUUGUAACAAUGGUUGUGUUAUUUCUUCUCACUUUGUUACCAAAGCCUUAAACUUUUCACAGACCACUAAAGUAUGCUCACAAUGCAAACAACGGUAAGCACUCAGAGCUCAACACACCAGAACACCAUGUGUCCUUUGUUUCCAGCUGCUGUUUAUGUACUGAUCUGAUCUUUCCACAUUUGCGUUUGUGAGGUUUCAGUACAAAGUGCUGCACAGAUGCAGUUUCCUGUUUGUUUGAGCAGCUUGACAAUAGCUGGCAGCGUCAUGGUUCUGCACUUGACCAACGUCUGGGUUUAGCACCCUUUGCAGAGAAACAAAAGGAGAAGUCCAAACCAAACAGGGCAGUCGGGAGAUUUUGUUGCAGCAUAAACAUCUCCCAGUUCAUCUUUUAUGUUUUAGUCCUGACCUCUGCUUCCUUCUUUCUCAUCAGAGGUUCGAGGUUUGUUUACAGUGAAGUGAGUCAGAUGUACUUCAGAGUCUGAGCCACAAGGUGGCAGCAGAUAUGUUUGAGUAAAUUACAGCGACGAUGAAGAACAGACUGAGAACGUAAAUGUUUUUCUUGUAUAGCCCUACAGUUAAUAUAAACCUGAAAUGUAACAUGAGUUACUAUUGAUUAUAAAUGGUUCUGCAUAUUUAUUUGUUGUGUUGCUAUGGAAGCGUAUUAGCAGUCCGUCAUCAGAGUCUAUUUAAUUUCAUAAGCAAAAAAUAAAUGAUCUGUAUAAUAAUAA
Molecule: messenger RNA, 2645 nt
Organism: Poecilia reticulata (guppy)
Lineage: Eukaryota; Metazoa; Chordata; Actinopteri; Cyprinodontiformes; Poeciliidae
Source: RefSeq, a predicted model, not a curated record